Molecule: messenger RNA, 8612 nt
Organism: Spirodela intermedia
Lineage: Eukaryota; Viridiplantae; Streptophyta; Magnoliopsida; Alismatales; Araceae
Source: the annotation of a GenBank genome assembly
AUGGAUCGGAGGAGAGCACGGAGUCCGGCGUACUCACAUCAGAGGAACAUGAGUUCAAGCAGCAUGGGGACGUCAUCUCCUAUGAUGACCCCAGCGCAUCACCAGACGUCCUCAGGGACUGCGGGCAUGCCCAACGUAAGGAGGACGCAGAACGUGGCCACGAAGGCAGCUGCCGCUCGCCUGGCGCAGGUCAUGGCCACUCAAACUGCCGACGAUAACGACGACGAAGGCGACGAGGACGAUCUUCUGUACAGCAGCGAGGGCGGACGCCGGUACGGUGCUACGAUGCCACUCUCGAUCAUUAAUGGAGGUGGCAAUUCUGCUGCUGUGUUGGGGAGCUCGGCUCGAUCUCCUUCUCCUGCGGUAAGUCUCCUCGUCUUCAGUUAUGUGUCUGUUUCCGAGAAACAAGCGCAAUAACUUGGAAUACUUUUCGUUAGAUAUUUUGAAUGGGGGCUAAAAGCGUUUGUCUUACUCUGUAUACUGUAUAUGUACGCCGUUAACUUUAGAGGAUAAUCCGCAAGAGAUCUCUCCUGAGUUCUUGAUUUAGAGUUACCUUUUUCCUGUGUGAUUCUCACUAAAUCUUUCUCUCAUUGGUUGAGAAAUAGAAUAGAUGAUUACCUGUUCAGUUUGAUUUCACCGAAUCUAAGACGUUUUGAAAGAUGUUUUCUGAUUCUGCUCGUUCUCUCGAGAUAUUUAUUUAUUCAUUUAUCAUCUCUCUUGUAUGAGGGCUAUGGUCAAUGAACAACUUCUACCUCCAGCUCUGCACCGUAGAGAUCCUGCUUGAAUAUGACGCGUGAUCAGAUUUUGUCAUUGUAUUUGAUGACUUCUUUUCCCGUAUCUAUUUAUCGUCAACUUGACACCUUGUACUGGGUAUAUUGGAAGCUUCAAAAAUUAUAUCACCAACGUCUCUCCCUGCAUCAUUAAAUUCUAGUUAAGAAUAUGUGGCUUUGCAAUUAGUGUUCUUUGUUCGCACACGUUUGAUGCUGUCUAACACUGAUUUACACGUUAUACCUCUGCUUGACGCGGAUCUUUCCAUUUCUCUGUAGCCCAUUAAUUUUGUAUUUUUUAGGGUUCCAUGAUGUCACAUCGGAUAAUGACCCAGUGAUGUAAAACGAUGAAAGACACUAUUGUGUUGUUCAUAUGCAGCAAAGAUUAACGAUUUUGUCUUUCUUUAAUUAGUUUGUUCAGAACCUCGUAGCCAUUACCCAAUCUUCUCACUCACCAUUGGCCGGAAGGGCAGGAGUUUCUGCUCACUCCACAACACUUGGAUCUCCAAGUCGAGAAUCUUUGAAUACUUCUACUCCUGUUCCAGUAGUCCAACCUCCUGUCAACCGACAUCGCAACACAAGGUAAUUGAACACAAUUUGAUUAUCAAUACUAUUAAUUACCAAUAGAUGGGAGCUCUGAGGCAGUUGAACAUUUUCAGGGUUCUUUUGAUGCCCCUGUGAGAUUAACCCUGAGGAAAUGGCUUUAUUUUAAUGUAUUUUUCCAACUUGUGUAGCACGUGACUUUGAUAAGUCCUGCCGAUUAACAUUUUUCUGUUUACCAUUCUCAGUCAAUCAUAUGGGUGCUUCUAGCUUGCUCAUUUUCGCUAGCUGUAUCCAUUUAGUUUUAAAUUUAAAUUAUGACUUAAAUAAUGUGAUCAAGUUAAUUUUUCUUCUUUAUCUCAUCCCUCUCUUUGAAUACCUUUUGUAGUAGUUAAUAACUUUGCGUAGGGAUUGAAUGAUGUUUCGAGAAAUAAUUACACUGUUUGCUUUCCCAUUCGGCCUUUUUUUUUUACCCACUGUGAACUUCGUUUGAUUUUUUACAUUAAAUCAAAAGGACCAUUCUACAAAAUAUCCAGAUGUAUAAGAAGAUUUAAGUGGUAGAUUCAAGAUUGUGUAUUCUAGCUUGACAAAGAUACAAAUAUGUGAACACCGUCUAUUUGUGUCCAUCAUUCAUCUACCUAGAUAUUUAAAUCUAGGAUCUAUCACUUUUUUGUUCUCCAUGCAAUUGUAUGUGCUUAUGGACGGAGAGAAAGUUUAUUAUAGAAUCGGAAUCUCUCUCCUUUGCAACCAGUGGAUUUGACGCACAUUACAGGUUUGCAGCCAAUCUGGGUCAUGGGCAUAUGAACUCUGGACAAACAGGAAAUCAGCAUGAGACUUCUGCCCUUGAGGAUGAGGUACUGAGUUUCGUUUACUUAGUGGGAUGAAAGUAUAGUUAUAAUAUAAUUUUUAUGGCAGUAGAAUAAUUGAAUAAAGAAAAAUAACGGUAUUUGUGUUUCUACUUAUGAUGUUUAAAAUGAUAUUCUGGUGGAAUUUCAGGUUGAAAUGUUACAGGAAGACAAUGAGGAACUCCGUGACAAGGUAGCCUUACAUUACAUCAUUUGAAUCAUCAUCUAUGUGUUUAUGUGUAAAAUUGUAAUGUCCAAUGGGUAAAUUGCCAUUUUAUGCUCAGCUGCGUGCUGUAGAGAACAGAUUUAAGGAAUCAGAGGCCAGGGCUCAGGAGCUUGAGAAACAGGUUUGCUAUAAGUGUCUGAUUUUAGUUCUGUAUAUUUUACUUUAACUGAAUAGGUUGUAGAGUGCAAAAAAUGGACAUAUUUUUUCAAAUACAUGCUGUAAUCCAGCUACAGAAGUAUUCAUUAUGAACCCGAUUUCCUUUUCUCCACCAUAACCAUGCAGAUUCAGAUGGGAAAAUAUGCUAUUUAGGAGAAUGUAGUUUGGAUUUUGAUUAUGGAUGGAAUAUUGAGUGUUAAGAGCUAUCGAGAAACGUCAUUUGUCCGGGGCUAGUGAACAAUGGAGGCCCAACACGACGGAUUACAAGUCUGAGGUGGUCGAAGCAUAUGCUGAAGCUGGAUGUUCCUCUCGACAUGUCUCUUUCAAUUACGCAUCAAUAGAAAUGUCCUAUAUGAUAAGUGUUUAUUAUUAUUUAUCCUUUAUGAGAAUUGUUCUGGAUGCAUCUGUAAAUUAUGGCCACGCCACAGAUUCCAAGCAGUGAUAAUGAAAAAUAUGUUACCCGCCUCCAGAAUCUCUGAAAGAUGUUGGAGAUGAAUAAAGUUUACUUUCUGAGAAGUGAGCUAGUUCUUGGCGAUUCCCUGCACCAAUUUUUAGAUCACUAAACUACAUAUUUUUUAGAGCUAUGCAUGCUUGUUUUUGGCGGAUCACGAGUGAAAGAUGGCUAAGUGUAUGUAAUAUGUUAUGAGAAAAAGAUAAAACAAGAAGUGAAAUGGAUCAAUGAAUGAGAACUGUUUAUAUCAAUACAUAUGGUACAUGUCUCAUUCUUUGGAUAUCAAUCAUCCUGUAGAAUGCAGAAAUCAUUGUCUUGGAUUGACAGAUAUUUGUCGCACUUAGAGAAAGUAAAUGAUCUGGCCGCUGAAUCAUUGAUGCAGCUCUGUACUGAUUUAAUACAUCAAUAUAUCUACAUAAAUGAAUGGGAGACAUCAUGUCUGACAUAUAUCAUCGUGUUCUGAGUGGCAAGAUACGACUUAAAAUCGCGAGUGUUCCCGCAAUGGUUCUCCAAGACUGAAUUGAGAAGGGCCAAUUUUAUUCCGCAUAGGAAUCUGUUGAUUCCCUGAGCUGGGUCAUGCUCAGAGUUGGGUCAAAAUAACCUGAUCAUGAUAUGGAGUGGGAUUGAGAUCAGCUGGGAAUGCUAUUUCCCUUAUUAUAAGCCUUUUUUGGCGGGCCCAAAUGGGCUUUUAUCUGUUUUUAUGAAAUCAUCCAUUGUUGGAACAUAGUUCCUCACUCAUUCCUUACCCUCCCGCGUAGGACCAGCACUGAAGAGCUUAGAUCGUCUAAUGAUGUAAGAUGUACAUCAGGAGUUGUCUCUGUCUACUAACAAAAACCUUGUCUGUUUGUAAAUCCUUAUAAAAAGGCAUAAUUGUCUCUGUCUAGUAACAAACACUUUUUGGUGGAAAUUAAUACUUCAAGAAUUGAAAACAGUGCACAUCUCAACUUUCUAUGAGAUUCCAGUGAUUGCUAAUUUAAUCCAAAAAAAUUGUCUCAGUUCCCCACUUUGUUAACAUUAUAAAUUUAAAUGUUUCCCAAGAGUCAUUUUAUGCCUUCUAGAUGAAGUCAGGGAGAUAUUUCGUUUAUCGUGCAUAUUUAGAUCUAUGUUGGAGUUUCCAAGAGGGAUUGGAGUGACUGGAAGCACAUAUUUCUGAAUGGAAUAUGAUCACCUCCUCUAAUCUCACAAAGUGAUAUGGAUAUGUUUAUCCCAGUGUUUGAAUAUUUUUUCUCAUCUGUGGACGUGAUUCAAUUUGUGUUCAAAGAGGUGUAGGAACACGAUUCAUUGCACCCAUUAGUUAUCAUUUACGGGUGUUAUCGUCUUCGAAACGUCAUGUCAUGCGUCUUUUCGUUCCAUUAUUUAUAGUUUCCCUUAACUCCAUGAUUUUUUUUUGUCUGCGCUUUACACUGUUCAGGUUGCCACUCUUGGUGAGGGCAUAACCGUAGAUCCCCAUCUAGUUAGCAGGUAAAUGUGUUUUCCUAGUUAAGAGUUUAGAAAUCUCUCUCUUAUACUUGUAUUUUGACAAUUAUGAUGGCACAUUUUCAGAAGAGAGGAAGCAAUACGUCAAAGAGAGGUAACUAUGGAACUGAACUUUUUGUAGGAUGAAUUUUGUUUGCGUUCUAGUCUAUUUGGUACAUCCUUGCGUGAUUCUCGCAUGAUGAUAUGAAAUUUAUGAAGCUCAAGGGAUGCUAAAAAGUGAUCAUGUUCUGAUGAUUUUUCCUCUACCAAAAGCAUUCUGUUUUCAAUUCACUCUUUUCGAGCUACAACAAGGAUUGAAUAGAAGGGCGUCCUUGGUAGUCGAAUGCUAUUGACCACACUGUUCAACGUCAGUGAAUGCUCGUUUUGUUUCCUUAAUGGAGAGAUUCAAGAAGAUGUAUCUAAUCCUGGGGCACCAUUCAACUUUCUGUUAGAGGAACAGUUCCUGCUGCUACUGGAGGAUUAUCUCUAGAUACUAUGUGCAAUCUUUAUACUGAUUGUUUUUCAACUUUAGAAAUCGGUUCUAGUAGGUCUUCUGGCCUUAAAACUGAAAAGGCAACUUGAAACUCGUUUAGCCUGACAUUGGCUCUAGUCCUAAGAUGGCUGACCGGCAAGAGUCUGAUUUUUUUUCCCUAAGUGGUUCUGGUUCUGUCAUGUGACAGGUUUGCUGUUUUGGUGUGAGUUGGCUGCUUUUGUUCAAUUUUUGUCAAAUUCAUCCCAAAGUCAAAAUGAUUUAACUUUUUCAGUCUGUUUUUGUUUGCGUAGUUCCAUGAAUAUGUCUAAUUAAACAAAAACGAGAAAUUUCUUCCUCAUACUUUAUGGGUAGGCUUAUGGCCAUUUUAAAAUCUGGGUGGAAGUCUUUUGCUUUGCGUUUUCUUUUGGUUUCAUAAUUGAAAUACAGUCAUAAACCAGUAAAACGAAAGAAAACUGGACCAUGCCAUUAUACUGAAAAUAUCAUUUGAUCUGUUUUCUUAAGGUCAGAACCAUCGACCGCUCUGCGAUGGAAUGCCACUUGAAAUGUCAGUUGGUAUUUUUAAAGUCACUUGGAAGGAUUAUUACUUGAAAUUUGAAUGGAUAUAAGUAGUUUCUGUUGGGAGAGUACAGAUGUGCGGAUAGGAGGUAUGCGUUAGAGGUCUGUUGGGAGAGUAUAUAAAUUGACAAAAAAUGUGAUUCAUUAGAGUUCUGAUGAAAUUUUAAUGUAGUCAAACGGAUGAAAUCAUGUUUAUUUUAUUUUCUUGUAAAUGAAGUGAACGUUAAGCGAUCACAAAGUUCCCAAUUAUUCAUUAAAAGCUUUCCGAAUGUUUGAAGUUACCUCUUUUUUGUUGAAGUUGUGCUAGUAGCAAAGUGCCUACAUAGGUUAACUGUGUCACUUCUCAGGCUGCUCUUAGAGUUGUCGAACAAAGUAUGGGAGGAAGAGAAGAGGAAAUGGCAUCGAUUCGAUUAGAAGCGGAGGUACGCAUGUCACCAGAGUAUAGUAUCUUUUAUCACCGAGUUGCUAAAAUCAGGUCAUUUUCUGUAUAGUUAGAUUUCUUAGACUUUCUUCUUUCAACCAACAGUCUGCGAGAGAUGAGGUUGCCAAUGCCAUGGAACAACUCCAUGAAGCACAAUCUGAAGCAAAAGCUCUUCGGUCCAUGACUCAAAGAAUGAUAUUGACUCAGGAGGAAAUGGUACACCAAAAAUACUAAAGGGAAAUCUGUUACUUGCUUAAUUAGAAAAAUCAAUGUCCAAGUUCUUUGGUUUUCAGGAGGAGGUUGUGCUCAAGAGGUGUUGGCUUGCUCGUUAUUGGGGAUUAGCUGUUCGUCAUGGUAAUCUUCUCAUGGUUUUCGGUUUAUAAGAGCGCGAUUGGUUGACCUGUAAAAUAUGAAAAUCAUGCUUGUACGUCGGUUCCAUGUUUUAGCUGAAGUAGGAAAAAUGAUUUAAAUUUUGGUCAGUGUCAAGAAUCGAGAAAUUAAAUCAUAUGAAAUACUGAGCUAAUAUCGCUAUCAUGUGAAGCUUAAUUUUUCACAGAAGUAGCCAGAAAAAGUUCAGGAUACAAUCGUAAUAUAAAUUUUAGGCACACGUGAUGCUACGUGUAGUGUAUACAUGCACAUAAAAACAUGGAAACUCGUCAUUAGUCUUGAUCUAAAUCAUGGGAAUUAAAUGUUGACAUAAACCAUAUUUUUUUAAGCUAAAUUCUUUCACGAGUUAAUUUGCUUUAUGUCUACUGAAGGGAGCCAGAUCACCUACAGAUAUGUAUUCUGAUUAAUUUCCUUUUUCUCAUAACUGUGCCUUUAGGUAUCUAUCCUGAAAUAGCAGUGUGUAAAUAUGAGCACUGGUCGUCAUUAGCUCCGCUUCCCUUUGAAGUAGUUAUUUCUGCCGGACAAAGAGCAAAAGAAGAGUCUCAGGACCGUGGUCAGCUAUCUUUUCCUAGUCAUUUUACCUUUCCCCUCUUUCUUAUAGCUUGCGUUUUGGAAGGACUUUUACUCUGUGUUGUCAUUUUUUUGUCUUACAGUUAACGAUUCUGAGAGAAAGUACAAGAUUACUCGCAAUCUGACAGAUAUAGCCGGAGAAAGCAGCAUAGAGAGUAUGCUUUCAGUGGAAAUGGAUUUAAGAGAAUUGUAUUCACUCAAGGUUCCUUCUCAUUUACAUUUCAUAGUUCAUUUCAUUCAUUUUCAUUUGGGGAUAUCUCUAUUCAUAAUAGCUUAUACAGAAUAUCAUUUUUUUCUGAAGAUUAAUAAUGCCGGAAUUUUCUCUCAUUUUAUUUUUCUCUUCUGCUUCCAUCCUGCUGUUGGCGUUUGAUUACCUUGCGCUUUGUUUAUGAAGGUUGAAGACGCCGUAUUACUUGCACUAGCCCAGCACCGGCGUCCAAAUUUAGCACGUCAGUUAACUUCGGGUUCUUACUAAGCUUAUUAUUUUCGGAUAGUACUCCUCGAUAUUGAAUCGGAAGGGUCUUGUUUACUUAAUCUCUGUCUCUUUAUUACCAUUUACAGAUAGUCCCCCCAGAUAUCCUUUUGAUCCCCUUAUUAGAUAUUUCUGGCUACUUACACUUCCGGUGCUUUCUUUCUUUUUUUUUUCUUUUUUUUUCAGAUCUCAAGUCAUCUGGUGAUCCCAGGAUCUUGGAGUCGUUGGGUAAUGAUAUGCAGCCAUGCUUAAUACAUUCCAGCGGUUAUUUACUCAUGGCUAGAAAAGACGAGCUGUUCUUUUAUCCAGAUCGCUUUGUAGCUUGCUGUUCUAGAGAGUUCAACUUGUUCUUCGUUGUUUGACUUAUAUUUUGGAUAAUUUUGAGACGAGUCUCUCAGUUUCUGCCCCUCCCGUAUUCUCUGAGGUUUGGGUGAACUGGUGCUUUGAUACAGAAUUGACCCAGGAGGAAGCAGAAGACGUCUCAUUCAAGCAGGUUUGAUAUUUAGUUCUGGCAUAGUCUCGUCCUUGAUUCACUGCUGAUAUAAACACCCAUAGUUCAAUAUUAUUCCUUUGUAAUUCCAAUUCCGGUUACUUCCAUUAUUUUUCACUACCAUGGCGAUGUUUUUGCGCGCUUAGCCACUUGAGCUGGUUGAGUCUGUAAAACUAUCUGUUGUCAGUUUCUUCUUUCCUGAAAUCAGCAAUUCCUCUCUCUAGUUUCUCUUAUUGGCAAUGCUGUAUUGGUAAAAUCUUGGCUAUGUAUUCUCUCUACUUUUUGAAAAUGGCAAAAAAAUCUUUACUUCCAAAUAAUCCGGACCGAGAACCAAUCUCCUGCAUGAGGUGACGCAUGGUUGACCAUGAAUUCUGCCGAGUCCAUUUUUUUCCAUAGGAGGCUAAACAUGCCAGAGCUUUCUCUUGCCAGGCGUGGCUCCUGUACUUCUGGAGAAGAGCCAAGGUCAACGCCGUAGAGGAGGACAUUGCGGAGUCUCAGCUUCAACUCUGGAUCUCACGUAGCGGCCAGCCACCAACCUCUCACGACGCCGUGGAUGGUAAAACUCCCUCCACCCGCCCAUCCUCAGAUAUAUUUUAUUAAAACAAUAUUCGUAUGUAUGUAUAUAUAUUUGCCUCUUAUCUGGCCUGCCCCUUCAGUGGAGCGAGGUCUGAUCGAGCUUCGGCAGCUGGGGAUCGAGCAGCAGCUUUGGGACACCUCGCGCAGGGAGAUCGACCAGCCAUCUUCAGUCGGCGUUCAGAGUCCAGCGGCAGACUCAGAGACAUAA